This is a messenger RNA of Marasmius oreades (fairy-ring Marasmius), 693 nucleotides long. RefSeq lists its product as uncharacterized. The transcript is spliced from 3 exons. The record is from RefSeq and is a predicted model, not a curated record. NCBI's taxonomy places the organism in Eukaryota, Fungi, Basidiomycota, Agaricomycetes, Agaricales, Marasmiaceae. Bases 1 to 693 code for a protein of 230 amino acids.
AUGCACAUACAACUCAAGAACGUCAGACUUGAGGCAGAUAUCGCACUGGCACCCCGGAACGGUCAAAGUGAGAGCGGGCUCGCCAUAUGCUUGCACCCAUGGUCGUGGCUGGGAGGGCAAAUGCACGAUCCCGUUCUCAAAUCGCUCAUCGGUCCUUUGCACUCGAGGAACUACCAUGUCAUAAGGUACAAUUCUCGCGGUGUUGGCCGCUCGUCAGGGUGGCCAUCGCUCACUGGCGUUAAGGAAUCUGAAGACCUCAAAUCCCUCGUGCAGUGGGCAUUGGAAAACCCCGAAAUGUUCAAUAUCCGUUCCGUCGUCAUAAUAGGCUAUUCAUACGGGUCUCUUAUUGCUGGGACACAUCCCCUUUUACCGCCUCCAAUCAAGACGUCUCAUAUCCUGAUUUCCUAUCCUGUCAGCGUUCGUGGAUGGCUAACUUUAUUCCAAACGGCAACAUACGCUCGGAAGUUGAAGGAGUUGCUCAGCAAACCAACAUCUCGUGUCCUGGUUGUCUUUGGAGACAGAGAUGAAUUCACUUCGAAAUCUUCAUACUCUAGUUGGGAAACAGAGUUAAGGACCAACUCCGACUCAGAGAAAGGACUGCUUCAAGUGGAAUGCAUUGCCGGGGCGUCGCAUUUUUGGGGUGGUCAAAGUGGUCAGCAACUAAGUAAUACGAUCGAGAGGUGGUUACCGUGA